Molecule: messenger RNA, 1561 nt
Organism: Branchiostoma belcheri (Belcher's lancelet)
Lineage: Eukaryota; Metazoa; Chordata; Leptocardii; Amphioxiformes; Branchiostomatidae
Product: elongation factor 1-gamma-like
Exons: 10
Coding region: 109-1404 (431 amino acids)
Biological process (GO): translational elongation
Cellular component (GO): cytoplasm; nucleus
Molecular function (GO): translation elongation factor activity
Source: RefSeq, a predicted model, not a curated record
CUGGACUUUGUAACGACGUCCUCUGCUGGUUGCGUGCAUAUUGCAACUUGCGCAAUCCACAUUCCCUCUGGCGGCCGUCUGCGCAUCCUCUUUCCCCCUGUUGCGGCAAUGGCUUCUGGUACGUUAUAUACCUACCCGGGUAACUUCCGGGCCUACAAGGCCCAGGUCGCCGCACAGUACAGCGGUGCCCAGCUGAACGUGGUCUCGGACCCACCGGCCUUCAAACUCGGCGAAACCAACAAGACACCUGAGUUUCUCAAGAAAUUCCCAGUUGGAAAGGUCCCAGCAUUUGAAGGCAAGGAUGGCACAUGCCUCUUUGAGAGUAAUGCCAUCGCCUAUUACCUGGGCAACGAUCAGCUCCGGGGUACCAGUCCCAAGUCUGCUGCACUGGUCCAACAGUGGGUGAACUUUGCUGACAGCGAAAUCCUCCCGGCUGCAUGUACAUGGGUCUACCCAACCCUGGGGAUCAUGCAGUACAACAAGGGGAACACUGAUCAGGCCAAGGAAGCCAUCAAGAAGGUCCUGACUGUCUUGAACGAGUACCUGAAGACGCGUACUUUCUUGGUUGAUGAGCGUGUCUCCCUUGCAGACAUCUCUGUGGCCUGCAAUCUUCUCCUUCCAUAUCAACAGGUUCUUGAACCUGCCUUCCGUCAACCCUUCGUCAACGUAAACAGAUGGUUUCUGACAUGCGUCAAUCAGCCUCAGUUCAAGGCUGUCUUUGGUGUGGUCAAGCUUUGUGACAAGAUGGCUCAGUUUGAUGCUAAGAAGUUUGCUGAGCUCGCGCCUAAGAAGGACAAGGGCGGCAAGAAAGAGAAGCAGCCUCAGCAGCCCAAACAGGAGAAGAAGAAGGAGAAGAAACAAAAGGAGGAGAAGGAAGUGGAUGAGGCUGAUGAUGUUCCCAAGCAGCCCAAAGCUGUAGACCCAUUUGCUGCUCUAUCAAAGAGUGCUUUCAACAUGGAUGAGUUCAAGAGAACAUAUUCCAACAAGGACACCCUAACUGAAGCACUGCCUUACUUCUGGGAGCAUUUUGACAAGGAGGGUUACUCCCUGUGGUACUCUGAGUACCUGUACCAGUCCGACCUCAACAUGAUCUUCAUGACAUGCAACCUUGUCGGCGGAAUGUUCCAGCGGUUGGAGAAGCUGAAGAAGAAUGCCUUUGCUAAUGUGUGCAUCUUCGGUGAGGACAAGAACAACCAGAUCGCUGGAGUCUGGCUCAUGAGGGGACAAGAGCUGGUUUUCCCUCUGAGUGCGGACUGGCAAAUCGACUACGAGAGCUACUCGUGGCGAAAGCUGGACCCCGACAGUGAGGAGACCAAGCUGCUGGUCCGGGAAUUCUGGUCUGAGGAGGGCGACUUCAAGAUCAUGGGGAGCAGGAAAUUCAACCAGGGCAAAUGCUUCAAGUAAACGGAAAGAUCCCAAACCCCCACUGCACACAGAAUGUCUUAGACUUUAUCAGCAUCCUUCAAGAGGACAAGCAUCACCAUCCCUGCAGAUAAUCUGACUCUCUAGACACAUGGAGAAUUCCACUAAGCUGUCAAUAAAACAAACAAAAACACUGCUA